Molecule: messenger RNA, 783 nt
Organism: Adineta steineri
Lineage: Eukaryota; Metazoa; Rotifera; Eurotatoria; Adinetida; Adinetidae
Source: the annotation of a GenBank genome assembly
AUGUUAAUAACUCAAAAUCAACAACUUAUUCUACCACAUAAUGAUCAAACAAUAAAUGAUAUUGAUAUUGUAUUACAUAAUCCUCAACAAUUAACGAGUGAUGAUACAUUACGUUUUUGUUUAAGUUUAUUAUGGAAUUUAACUGAUGAGAAUGCAAUUGUUUGUGAACAUUUUAUACAAUCAUUGGGUUUAGAAUUAUUUCAACGUUUACUUCAUUUAUUUUCAUCGGAUACGAUUGUAUUAACAAAAAUUGUUGGAUUAUUAAGUAAUAUAGCUGAAGUAUCACAUCUUAAAGUAUAUCUUUAUCCAGUUGAUAUCAUUUUAUUAAUGAAAAAAUAUAUUAACGAAGCUAUACUUGAUAUUGCAUUUUCAGCAACUGGUAUUCUUGCACAAUUACUUUAUGAUCAAACAGAUGAUGAAAUUAAUUUUGAAUUAUGCGACCAAAUGAGAGUUGCAAUUAUAAAAUGGCAAAAUCCACAUUCAAAUAUGGUUACAUAUAGAUCUUUCAAGCCAUUUUUACCAUUACUUUAUUGUACUCGAAUACCAGUUGUACAAUUAUGGGCAAUAUGGGCUAUUCAUCAUGUUUGUAGUACUGAUCGUAUCCGAUACGUUCGAAUAGUUCGUGAAGAAAAGAUCUAUGAUAUCAUACAAGCUAUCUAUAAUGAACAAAUAUCAUUCGAUCAUCCGGAUCUAUUUAUGAUUCAAUUACUCAAAUCAAUACUUCAUAUUUUUAAAUCGUAUUAUUUAAAUCGUCAUCAAAAUACUUCUGCUGUUGCUAGUUGA